Messenger RNA from Schistosoma intercalatum, 1567 nucleotides. The record is from the annotation of a GenBank genome assembly. NCBI's taxonomy places the organism in Eukaryota, Metazoa, Platyhelminthes, Trematoda, Strigeidida, Schistosomatidae.
AUGACCUUAGGUUUAAAGUGGCUCGCGCGCGGACUAGUUGAGAACAUUUUAAUCAGGAUGGAGUCACCUCAAGUUGCGGACAGUGAUGGUUCUCUAGACAAAGUGGACGACAGUCAUAGCGAAUCUCCUCAUAAAGAACAAGGUAUCUCAGUCUCUGAAGAAGAGGUUAAACAGCUCGAACCCAUAAAUGGACAUGAAGUUGAUACUGGUGAGAAAAGACAACGUAAGAAGGUUCAGAGAUUAUCUGAAACAUGGAAUCGAGCCCAUGAGGCCAAGGAAGAGGAACGGAUCAAAGCAGUACAAGCAGUUUCAGCAGCAUUUGAAGGGGCCACAGGGACGGCACUCGGUGAGAUCCCACUCAUUGAAGCUUCCAUACGAAAAGCAAAACCUGCUAGCCUCAAAUCACUGCAUUUAAUAAUAUAUGGUAGACCUGGCUCUGCAAGCAAAAUACGUAGUAAUCUACGCAAAUUUCGAGGUUUCGGUUUCGAAAUGGGUUCUGAACAGUACGAAAAAAAAUCAACAUAUAUUCAACAACGCCCUGCUUGUGAUCUACGCGAAGUUCUCCGCAUCUUAAACCUAGAAGUUACAGGUACUCGAGAACAGUUGGCCUCUCGCUUACUGGAAUUCCUACUCAAACCAACCGCUAAUUCUGUGAAAUGUAAAGGAAAGAUCGUUAAAAAAUAUAAACAAAAAAAUAAAUCUAAAGAUAUUACCUCUAAAAAAUCGAGAUCAAAACCAUCGAAAAAGAACACUGUCUCAAAUGAACCUAGCAUAGAUAAUUCAAGUCAGCAGGAUAUUGAUGAACCUGAUGAUAUGUCGUCUGAAUCUGAGAACUCAGAGAGUGAUAUAUCAGAUGCAGCUGAAUCAAUCGAAAAGAAACAGCCACCAAAGAAACGUGCUUUAAGUCAACGACAAAAACAAAAACCUGUUAAACCUAGUAUUAAACGAGCUAAAAAACAUGAACUUAGUGAUACAGAAGAUGAAAAUGAUCAUAAACAUAUUCCGACUAAAAUGAAAAAAGAACUUGAUUCUGAUGAAGAAAAUGUUCCUCUGUCUAAUUUAACAUCCACAAAAGUAACUACUCCUCCAACUGAUUCUGAAUUAAAGAAAAAUAUAAUUGAUCUACUUAAAACAGUUAAUUUAGAAGAGACAUCUCUUAAAGUUGUUCGAGAAAAGAUUUUUGCUAAUUAUCCUAAUAUUGACUUAUCUGAUCGCAAGGAUUUCAUUAAUUCCACUGUUAAAGAGUUCUUGGCUCAUUCUUGAUUUGAUUUAUUAUUGGUCGUAGAAGAUGUGAAUUGUGAAUGUACGCCAAUUUUUUGUUAAAUAGUAUUGGAUCACAUAUAUACAUAACGACGAUCAUGAUGUUCAUUCACACACAUCAUUUAUUCUCUAAUAUUAAUACCGGCAGCUGUAUUUUCUAACCGUUGAUCUACACACACACAUUUUGUUUUACCCUUUUGUUCCUAAAUUUUAUAGCCUCCCAUAAGAUACCGUACUGGUGUUAACAUCAUUCUUCCAUACCCAUUUGGAUAUAUAUAUAUAUAUAUAUAUAUAUAUAUAUAUAUAU